GCUAGUUGUCAACAAUGGGCGAUAGUGAGCAGGUAGAGUGGACGUUUAUGAAAUUAUACCUUAACGAUAUUGGAAACGCUCUUUCAGAUAAAUCUGGAACAUGGAUGUCGAAAAGAAAAAUGUUUUGCAGCAGAAUGGGCGCAAUGAACACGCAUCUCAGUGCAAGAGGCGUCAGUAUCCAGGCUGCAUCACAUCCGGCCGUGAUUGGGAGUCUCUCAUAGGGUGGCGCGCAAUUGGCCCUGCAUUGUCCGGGUUUGGCUGGGAACCGGCUGCCUAUCAUGAAGAAGAACAGGUAGGGGUGACACCCACUCAAAGGUCUGAGAGGCAGCUGAGAACUCCCCAGAGAAACUCCAGGUGGCAAAGUCCCAGGACGCAUUCUAAACACCUGACAGAAGAAGAGAGGGGCUUUUCUCCUGUGUCUGGGUCUGGGGAGGAGAGCGACAAGGAGGCCUCCCCACCAAAAAGGAGGACCACAAUAAGCAGCUCAAAGACAAGAACCAAGUCUCACACAAAGGAUUAUGAUGACUGUUCUGGGACAGAAUCUGGCAAGCAGCCAGAGAAGAGCACACAAAGAAAGAAAGGGCACAGCAACUCAAAAAAUAAUAAGACUAAUACUCACUGUAAGGAGGAAGAUAAUGACAACUUGUCAGACAAACCAACUAUGGUGGCUUCCCCCAGAAAAAGGAGCAGGCAAUGUAGUGACUUCAAUGUAUUUGAAGCAGAGGCUGAACCAAAUAAUACUGUGUCUGAGCCUGAGGUGGAGGUAGUUGUGGAGGGGGAGACUGAAGUGGCGUCUGCUUCAAAGAGGUGGAAACAGAACAACACCCCCAAAACAACUAAGCAUCAUGCCGAGGACAAAGCUGAGAGUGAACAUUAUGAGUUGGUAGAACAGGCUGACGAGACUCCCAUUAGAAAAAAACUUAGCAAGUCUAAAAAGAUAAGAACGAGGACUCCCUCUGAAGACACGGAAGAUGAAAGUGACCACUUUGAGACGGAAGGACAUGCUGCAGCUGAAGACACUACCCUCAGAAAAAGACAGAGGAGGUCGAUGGAAUCUAGAAAGAAGAGCUCCAAGAGUCCUUCGAAGAAAGCCAGCGAUGCAGAGAGUGAUGUUGAAUCAGGCAAACAUGUUUCCAAGAGUCUGCCUAAGGACUUACAUGAAGAAGAGAGUGACCAAGAUGCUGAGACACAGUCUAAGAACCUCCGUGAGGAGAGUGACCAAGACUCCCAGACGGAGCCUAAAGGCUUAGGUGCAGAGAAGUGGCACCGCUCUGACCAUCCAGAGGAGGAGACAGAACAGAAGGUGUUACCUACAAAGAGAGAAAGAGGACCCAAGAGCAUGAAGACCGUGAAGUUAGAUUCCAACUCUGACUCUGAAAAUGUCACUGUUAAAAACAAAGGCAAAAAGCAAGGUGCCUCGGGUUUGAAGGCACCAAGAGUAAGAUUUAGACCACCUGUAGAGAAAAAGAAAAGGGUGAAAAUACUUCAUAUUUGCAGUUUCUGUGAAAAGGUCCUGCCUAACAGGGAUGCUCUGGGUAGGCACCUUCAGCGUCACACAGGGGAGAAGCCUUACCACUGUGAAGAGUGUGGCAAAGACUACGGCAGCAAAAACACCCUGAAGAUUCACAAUAUGCAGGUUCACCACAAGGGGACAAAGGACUUCAUAUGCAAUGAGUGUGGUCAACAGUUUACCCACUUCACGUACCUCAAACGCCACCUGUACUCCCACACGGACAAGGAAAAGAGGCCACACCUGUGCAAUGUGUGUGGGAAGCAUUUCAUCCAGAAGUCCCACCUGGACCGUCACAAGAUGAUUCACACCGGAGAGAAACCAUUCAACUGCGAACACUGCGCCAUGGCCUUCAAUCGGCCGGACUCCCUGCGGAUGCAUCUGAAGCUACAUGUGUCGGGUAGUGAGGGGCCAAAUCUGGCAGAGCAAGAGAAGACUAAGUGCACAGCGUGUAAGAAGAGCUUUGUCAACCCAAAUUACCUCAAAGUCCACAUGAGAAUACACACGGGGGAGAGGCCAUACAAGUGUGAGGACUGUGCCAAGAGCUUCACCCAGAUCAGUAUUCUCAACGCGCACCGGCGCACGCACACUGGAGAGAAGCCACACCAGUGCAAAGCGUGCGGCAGCUGCUUCACCCGUCGCAAGUACCUGGAUGAUCACAUAGGCAGAAAGCAUGGUUCUUUAGAGCAAAUGAAUGAACAGCAGGAUGAACAAUGAUACCUGAGUUUUUAGGUGUUGUGACUUAAUGUGUGUAACACAUAAUAUAAAUAUUGAAGAUCAGGCAAGGCUGGACUGUUGCCUAGUAGUUUCUCUUGUGAUGUUGCAGGAUGUUUUUUCCUGUCAUGCCAUGAUAAAAAUACUGUUUUGGCUUUAUAGUGGCGCCCAUUCUGAAAAUGGAUAUGUAGCCUUCGAGAUCAUUCCUUUGAAUCUAUACUAAAUUUUGAUGGUCCACACAAUUUACUGUAAUGCUUUAUUGGUUUGCAAAAGUACGUGGACGGCUGCUCAUCGAAUAUCUCAUUCCAAAAUCCUUGGCAUUAAUACGGAGUUGGUCCCCCCCUUUGCUGCUGUAAAAGCCUCCACUCUUUUGGGAAGGCUUUCCAUUAGAUGCUGGAACAUUGCUGCAGGGACUUGCUUCCAUUUAGCCACAACAGCGUUAGUGAGGUCGGGCGCUGGUGUCGGGCAAUUAGGCCUGGCUCACAGUCGUCCCAAUUCAUCCCAAAGGUGUUUGAUGGAGUUGAGGUCAGGGCUCUGUGCAGGCCAAUCAAGUUCUUCUCAACAAACCAUUUCUGUAUGGACCUCGCUUUGUGUACGAGGGUAUUGUCAUGCUGAAGCAGGAAAGGGCCUUCCUCAAACUGUAGCCACAAAGUUGUAAGCACAGAAUUGUUGGAAGCACAGUUAUUGACAGACAAUUUUUACAUGCUAGGCGCUUCAGCACCUGGCGGUCCCGUUCUGUAAGUUUGUGUGGCCUACCACUUCGCGGCUGAGCCGUUGUUGCUCCUAGACGUUUCCACUUCACAAUAACAGCACUUACAGUUGACUGUGGCAGUUCUAGCAGGGUGGAAAUUGGACAAACUGACUUGUUGGAAAGGUGGAAUCCUAUGAAGGUCACUGAGCUCUUCAGUACUGGCCAUUCUACUGCCAAUGUUUGUCUCUGGAGAUUACAUGGCACAGAGUUAUACAUGGAAUAAACAAACGUACAAUCAAUAACACAAUAGGAAAAAAUCUAUAUACAGUGAGUGCAAAUGAGGUAAGAUUAGGGAGGUAAGGCAAUUAAAUAGGCCGCAUUAGCGAAGUAAUUACAAUUUAGCAAUUAAACACUGGAAUGGUAGAUGUGCAGGUUGAAAUGAAUUGGACAUAAGAAACAGCAUCUUCGUACUUUUCUUUCUUUCAACAAUAACUCUGGGAGGUAAAACAUUGGAGAGUGGUAAUUGAGUCAUGCAUAAUGUCAGACAAAAAAAAGUUGAAUCUAAUGUCUCUGCAGUCAUUGUACCUGUCUAAUAUGCAUAAUAUUGCGUGAAAUAAUCCCUUAAUAACAAAUAAGGCUUGUAUAUGUUGACGUAUAUAAGGCAUGUGCUUUAACUCCGUUAUACUGUAUUUACCAGACACUGUUUAUCUAGUGGGGUGAUGAUCGUGCUGUGCAAUACUGUUUGCUGAUAGAAUAUCUGCCGUGAUUACCACAUCCUGUUCUACGAUACAUAAACCCUGUAAAGGUUCUCGCUGUUAUGUUGUUAUUUGUUGGUUCGACCCUUAAAAUACUUCACAUAUAGACCGACCAUCUGUCAUGUUGACAGGUUUUGUUAAUAAGAGGAUCCUGUGGAAAUAAAUAAAGUCAUUUGGAAACAG
Molecule: messenger RNA, 3853 nt
Organism: Oncorhynchus nerka (sockeye salmon)
Lineage: Eukaryota; Metazoa; Chordata; Actinopteri; Salmoniformes; Salmonidae
Product: zinc finger protein 37-like
Exons: 3
Coding region: 101-2227 (708 amino acids)
Source: RefSeq, a predicted model, not a curated record